AUGUAUGACAGCGUGCCGCCGCUGCUGGGCGCGCGCGUCGUCGGCAAGACCUCGGCGCCCACCUAUUCCCUGUACGGCCGCAGCGCGGUGGGCAGCUGCUUCGAGGACCUCAGCAAGACCCCGGGCCCGUGCGCCUACCACGUGGUGAGCCCCGCCGUCUACAAGGCCCGCGCCCCCCAGUUCACCAUGCUGGCGCGCACCUCGCUGCCCCGGGACAGCACCGUGAAGCCGGGGCCCGCCGCCUACAACGUGGACCAGCACCGGAGGACUCACGGCUGGAGCUUUGGGAUUCGGCACUCGGAGUACCUGGCCCCUUUGGUGACCGACGUGGACUGAAAACCCGCGGGGCGGGCGGGGGAGCCGGGGAGGCCCCACAGUCGUUUGCUUAAAGCUUCGGAGCCGACA
Molecule: messenger RNA, 405 nt
Organism: Dipodomys ordii (Ord's kangaroo rat)
Lineage: Eukaryota; Metazoa; Chordata; Mammalia; Rodentia; Heteromyidae
Gene: Cimap1b
Product: outer dense fiber of sperm tails 3B
Exons: 4
Coding region: 1-336 (111 amino acids)
Cellular component (GO): cytoskeleton
Source: RefSeq, a predicted model, not a curated record